Linum trigynum is the source of this 6656-nucleotide messenger RNA. Lineage: Eukaryota; Viridiplantae; Streptophyta; Magnoliopsida; Malpighiales; Linaceae. The record is from the annotation of a GenBank genome assembly.
ACUAACUAGUCUCAACUACUGUUGUUGCUCCUAGGAAGCUCUGCCUGGACAUCCUCCAAGACACUCGUAUCGUUCUCCUCUAGCUGGCUUCCCUCGAACUGUUUCUCUCGAUCACGCUGCUCUCUAGCUGUUGCUCCUCUUCCUCUUCAAACUGGUGAGAGAGUGGGGGUCAGUCUACGCCCUUAUGAUUUAGACUUCCUACUGCUUAGCUAUUUACUUAAAACACUUAAAUUGGUGGAAGUUGUUUGUACUUCCGCUCUUAAAAACUCUUAACUCUUAACUGUGCGGGAGCUAGAUUUACUCUCCCUUCUUAAAGCUCAAAUCUUGACUUAAAAUUUUGACUGACACGGGGAUCCCUCACUAGCUAGUCCGAUUGCCGAACUAUUACAUAUGAGAAGUCAUCCAGGCUUUCCAUAAACUUAAACUUAUCGUGGAAGGCUCUUCUUCCACGAUUCUCAAGAGCAUAACUGCUGCUCAUCUUAAAAAUCUCAAGAGCAUAACCGUUGCUCUAUCUCAGAGAUCUCAAAGCAUAACUGCUGCUCUAACUGAAAAUCUCAAAUGGCAACGGACUGGCGCUAGUGACUAAAAACACUUAAAACGACUUCACCUUCUUGAAUGUGAGUUACUUCUUAAAAAGAACUUGUUUCUUAAACCUCAAUAACAACUCAUAAAUAUAAAGCUUUAAAGUAAAUAAUAAGUAAUACAUAAUUGCUUCAAGCAAAGCUCAAACCACGCACAUAUCACCAAUCAUAAACACAAUCAAACAAUAACAAUCACUUCAUCAAAAUACUUAAGGCUCGUAAAACUUGAAAGAACACGUAAGGCUUAGAAUUUACCCCUUUACACUCACCUGAUAAAACCAACCGAGUCUGACUUGUCACCCUCUCCUUAUCAUUUUGAUACAGUCGGGCGUCAUAAAGCUUUUGCGGAUUCCCUUUAAUACCAUUACAUGAAACCUUCAUUGUAAUUCACUAAUCCCCUUGCCAUAACCAAGCACAAAACGUGUCACUUGUUUGGGACAGCUUCCCCAUGCGGAUCCAAUUCCAUACUAUAACCACAAUAAUGUAAAUUUCAUGAACUCCAUAAGCCACUUACCAUAUUCAUGGCUUCUGUUAGUUUCCAUGCCCAGCGAAGGAAUCUUUUGCUUACACGAGAAACCCUUCUCUCCCACUGCAAUCAAACCCCCUCAACAAGCUUAUCAAAUCGACCAGAUGGCAUCUCAUGGUCCGUGACAAUCUCCUAGUAUCCUCUUUGUUCGUUAUGAUCUCCGACACCGGCGGUGGCGUUCACGGUGGAGAGGGAUUUGGGUGUGCGUCGCUCGUGCGUCGGGAUGGAGAUGGAGGUUUUGGUUGUUGUCGGCUAGAGUUUCGUCCAUUUUGUUGUCGCAUCCGAGCCUCUCUCUAUCGAUGUACCGGCCUCUCCCUAUCUCCCUUUUGCGGCGACUCUCUAGGUCCUUCUCUCUUGCACCGGUUGCUUAAGUGUAAAGCCGCGAGAGCCGAGAGAUGUAAAAGAAUGAAAAGGGGUAUAGGGGUUUUGGGGUGUCGCUAGAACCAAUUGGUUUAGAAUUUAAUAAUAAUUAUUAUUAUUAUUGUUAUUAUUAUUAUUACUAAUUCACGGUUGCAACUUUUCGUACGUAACGUUAAUCCAACCGUUCAAGUAUUAUGGUCGAACCAGAACCCAAAAGUCGGGGUGUUACAUUCUCGUACUAAAAUUUCAAUUCCUCGAACGAACCCAGAAUCCAACUUCGGAACUGUCCUAGUAUCCCCUGCAGUGUCCCCGUUGAUAUUAGUACUAGGCUCCGAAUCAAAUUCUCGAUAAAAACACAUCCCCGGAGCUAAAUUCAGCGAUUCUGACUUUGACCUAAAUAAUUGCCGAAAUUCAUGAAUUAGAACCAUAGGAUUAAUUACCUCGCUGCAGGAAGCUCAUAUAUAAAAUUUGGGCUUAAUCUGACUUUUCGAUCCUCCAAAACCCUAUCUCAACCUAAAGAAUUCAUCAACCGAAUGUGAACCUCAAGCUCAGAAAUUAAUGAAUUACAUUGUAUAGUAGAGUUACAUACCGUUUAUGGAAUUUUGGACUCCUAAAACCCUAGAAUCAAGCUUCGAGGUUUCCUCCCGAGCGUCUCGUGUCUCUCCGCUCGCAGUGCUUUUUUUUCAAAGAUAAUCAUAUAUUGAUUAAAACCAAAAGAUAGUUCCACCGUGGAGUUCAACCAUGUCUGAAAAUUAAAGAAACAACACAUAGUCUAGUACAAAGAGAGGGUCUUUCUAGCCACCAAAUGGGCUACCCUAUUGCUACGCCGAUCUACAAAUCGAACAAUAAACCCAGACUGGAAGCUAUAAUAACGCACGCUUUCUUCAAGAACAGCCCCCAUCUGGGUAUCUGUGAUAUCAACCCGAUUGAUUUUGUCAAUGACCACCUUUGAAUCACCUCCAAAUAUGACGUCCGUAAAUCCAAUCUCCAGACACCAUAAAAUUGCUUCCCUGAGCACGAGCAAUUCCACCACCAUAGGGUCAUCAAUUACCUGGAAUUGGACCCCCUUGGCCAUGAGGAUCUCCCUCGCCGGGGUCAAAAGAACAAUCCCCCUCCCGAAUGAGACCCACUCUUCGUGGCACCAUCCCACAUACAAACAAUCCUAUCAACCCCCACUAGACCCAGUUGAUGUAUAGCAGGGAAAUUAACGUGAGGAGUAUCGGUAUGCGGCAAACUAACCAUUCCUCAUACUGUUGGUUAAACUGACUCAUCAACGCAGAGAUGCUGAACUGUUUACCCUCAAAGACAACCCAAUUGCGAGACCGCCAGAUCCUCUAGAGGACGGCCACAAAUAAAGAAAAGAAUGGGAUAUGAAAAUGGCCGAGGGAUUUAAAUGAAUGCAAAGUGUUUGGCCGGUUUUGCUUUCCUCCCACUCCUCUCUUUGCGACACAUAGUCGGGUGCAUGACUAAUCAAUAUUUAUAAUUUUAAUAUGUAUUACUAUAUUCAUAUAUAAUGAUUGAUAUUUAUCAGAUCGAAAUCGAAAUACUAUCGAAACCCUCGCGUAAGUGAAGGGAAGUACUCAUACAAUCAUCCAAUCAAACAAACAUAGCUAGGGUUCCUCAAAACCUAAGUGAAGGGAAGUUACUCCAUGAGAAGAGAGAGACUGCAGUAAGAAUCUUCAGAUGAUCAGUCUUCAAGUCCGAGCUUGUUCCUCGAGCUUCCAAGGCGAAGGAAUCCUCCAAUUCCACUCUUAGAAUGCCCUCAAAUCGCCCUCUCUCUCUCUCUUUGGUUCGUCCCUUGGGUGUUUGGGAUCCAAAACCCAGCUCCCCCCUUUCCUUUGGCUCGAAAUUGGGUUAAAACCCAGAAUUUCCCGACCAUACGGCCAGGCCACACAGGCGUGUGGCCUUCCAGUCUGCCCGUGUGGAUGUCAAAACACCGCGUUUUGAUUAGUGGACUUCAGGCACGCUGCACGGCCAGAGGCACACGGUCGUGUGGAUUUCCAAUCUGGCCGUGUGAGCUCCCUGGACUUUCCACACGGCCACAAGGGGUCCCAUACACGGCCAGUGUGAUUUGCCCGUGCAAAGUGGUGCCACACGGCCAAGUCACACUGCCGUGUGGAAUUUUAGGCGUGCCUGUGUGGCUUCCUCAGCUUCUCUCCAAACGUCCAAUCUUCUUCCAAUCGACCCCGAACUCAUUCCCAAACCUUCAUUCACGUACUAGGAUCUGAAAUAUCACAACAAGAACAACCUAGCGUGAAAUCGGCUUAAAACAUGAGAAUCAACAUCUCAAACGGCUCAAGAAUAGGGGUAAAAACAUGUGCAAUCAAUGGUCUAUCAUCGACCCCUCUUCAGGUUUGAUGCUCGGUAGGCGGAUAACCCGGAGGUCAGGGUUAUGGUGAACUAUGUUUGGCAAGAGGAUAUCCAUGGCUCACCUAUGUACAAACUCUGGGUCAUACUGAAGAAGCUCCACCACUUGUUGUAUGAUUGGAGUAGGGAGAAGACUACGAACUCUUUACGCAACAUCAAAACCCUCCAGGCUGAAAUUGAACGCAUUAAACAGUUGGGAGAUGAGGUGCACAUUCUGGAGGGUGAGCUUAGACGACAAUGGGAGGCGGAGGAGAUCUACCGGUAGCAGAAGUCCAGAGUGCAUUGGUUAGAAAAGGGUGAUCAGAGUACAUCUUAUUUCCAUACGAUAACUAGAGCCUAGAGAAAACAUAAUUACGUGGAUGAUCUCCAGAAUGAUGAUGGGGAUUGGAUCAUGGAGGAAAAGGGGAAGGCGGAUUUUGCCAUUGAUUUCUAUCAAACUCUUUUACUCGGAAAAUCAUUUUCUGAAUAUUGAAGAUAGGGUGGACGACCUUCCCCUGCAACGGAAAGUAACUGAUUAUAUGAAUGCCUCGCGGUAGAAGUCCUGCCCAUCGAAGUUCGUCGAACGGUCUUCUUUAUGGGAUCAAAGCAGGCGCCCGGUUCUGAUGGUUUUACAGGGAAAUUAUUUAAAUCUUUUUGGGACAUCGUGGGUGAGUCGGUGGUUGAAGCUGUCUACACCUUCUUUCGAACAAACCGGAUUUUACGAAGCUUCAAUCAUACUUGGCUUACUUUGAUCCCUAAAGUGGAUAAUGUAAGAAUAUUCGCCAGUUGCGACCGAUAAGCUUAUGCCAGUUUGUGUAUAAGAUUAUCACCAAAAUCAUGACUGAAAGACUGGCUCAAUUUCUCCCGCAGAUAAUCUCGGAGGGGCAUAAUGCUUUUAUUCCAGAAUGACAAAUUGUUGAGAAUGUUCUACUAGGGCAAGAACUUAUGCACUAUGUGGAAAUUAAGAAUCGCGGGAAGAUGGGUACAUGGCCCUAAAAGUUGACAUAAAAAAGGCCUAUGAUAGAGUCGAAUGGCUCUCUCUCUUUACGGUUUUGGCCAAAUUAGGGUUCAGCCAAAUCUGGAUAGGCUGGAUCCAGGAAUGUCUCAGAUCUUUGUCAUUCUCAUUUCUAAUGAAUGGCACACCAUAUAGUUUUUUAAACCCACCCGCAGGCUGUGACCCAUUUCCCCCGCUAUUGUUUGUGUUCUGCACUGUAGGGUUUGCGACGCUUAUCCGUAAAGCCAAUUCAUAGGGUAAACUGGAAGGUGUGAAAAUGGCGCCUCGGGCUCCUAGGAUUUCUCACUUGUUUUUCGCAGAUGACUCGUAUUUGUUUUCUUAGAGGCUCUCCGCAAAAAUGUGAGAAUCUGAUUGAGGUGCUCAACGAGUAUGAGAAGCUCAGUGGGAAAAGAGUCAAUCUGGCAAAAUCGGCGGUCUGUUUCAGUAAGAAUACUUCAAUCCCCGAUCAGGAAUUCUUGACCCAAAUUUUGGGGGUGGGAGCUGUGGGAGUCCAAGACAAAUAUCUGGGGUUGCCUACCCUCAUAGCCCAAUCUAAACUAGCAACGUUCCCUUUUGUUGAGGAAAGGUUGAUGGCACGCCUCCAAGGGUGGGCCCAACGGACAUUGUCCUCUGAGGCUAAGGAAACCUUGAUAAAAUCAGUGGCCUCGGCUUUGGCGUUGCACGUUUUGUCUUGCUUUAAACUACCUCUCACUCUUUGCCGAAUCUUGGUUAGGUUUGUGGCACGAUUUUUGUGUGGAGUGGAGGAUGGCCAUUCCCGAAUAAGAUGGAUUUCUUGGCGUAAAAUGUGUCGGAGUAAGCAUGAGGGAGGCAUGGGGUUCUGCAUGUUUGAGCAUUUCAAUCAGGCUUUAUUAGCCAAGAUUGGAUGGCGGAUACUUAAUGAACCCCAGUCUCUCUUUGCUCAGGUGUAUAAAGGGAAGUAUUUUCCCACUGGCACAUACCUCACCUCCACAGCGCGAUAUUGUCCUUCCUGGGGGUGGCAAAGUAUCAUGUACGACCUGCAAUUAUUGAUGAAGGGCCUUCGUUGGCAGAUUGGUAGUAGAGAGUCGGUGUCGGCUUUAAACGAAAGUUGGGUUCCGGCCUUGCAUCAGGACCCCCGUCUUAUAACCCUCAAAUGCUUCCUGAAGGUGGGGACCUUAAAGUGCUGGAUUUGGUGUGCCGUGGUGGGGGGCGGCUGGUCUAACGAUAAACUUGCUCAAUGGUUCCAUCCUGAUACUUGUCAUGUUAUCAAGGCUAUCCCUUUACCCCGACUGGUCAUGGAGGAUAAGCAGAUCUGGCAUGCCACGUAUGAUGAGGUUUUCACGAUAACAUCGUCGUACCAUUUGGUGGUGCAGAUAGAUAAGCAACAGGGUAGGUGGAGUCCCAUGGUUAGCUGGAUGGAUCGACAAAGUUUGAUCCAACUGUGGGAUUCCUCGAUUCCACCCAAGCUAAAAGUCUUUUUAUGGCAACCGUUGCACCGUUUCCUCCCAACCACAGAAGCCCUUAUUGAGAAGGAUGUCCCGGUGCAUCCUAGGUGGCCGGUCUGUUGGGCAAAAUCGGAAACUAUGGAGCAUCUUUUCCUGGAGUGCCCUGUGGCCAGAGCUCUAUGGGACCAUGUUGGGUUGGAGCAUCUUGGACAAUGGCUCCCUCGCCAGACUUCCCCGCUAUUUCUCAAAAAACUAUUGGCUCUCAUUCACGAUCCACAUUAGGUCAUGGCGUUUAUAGCAGUGCUAUGGCGGAUAUGGAAAUCUCACAACAGGGUGGUCUUUGAAGGAAAAUAGUUCGGGAUCCCAGCUCUGAUGAGGCAAUACUAUCAGCAGUUACAUGAGUGGAAUAAUAUGCCAAAGGACAG